This is a messenger RNA of Aureobasidium musti, 1182 nucleotides long. The record is from the annotation of a GenBank genome assembly. NCBI's taxonomy places the organism in Eukaryota, Fungi, Ascomycota, Dothideomycetes, Dothideales, Saccotheciaceae.
AUGGAAGAAGAGCCGGCGGAACCUGAGCUGGAGGACGAGCGAGCGACUCUUUGUGCUGACAAGGCUGAGAGCGAGGAGAUCCGAGUGGUGGGAAGAGUUAUGGAUCUGACGUUCAUCGAUGAUCGCACAUAUGUUGUGAACAACUCCGUGAGGAGGCUCACCAGUCGUGACAGCAUUGAGCAAGCGUUACCUUCAGGUACCNCCCGCACACGCGGGAAGCUCGAAGCACGCAGCAAAGAGACCAGUACCAAGCAGCUCGUCCAGCAGUGGAUUAGUGAACAAGCAGCCCACCCUACAGCUUCUGUCACGACAUCGUCAAACAGUGUGGAUCAGGCAGCCCUACACAACAGACUAGAAGGUGUCCCGACAGCUCGUCAGUUGAAUGAGACCGUGGAUGAGUUUCUCAAGCGCCUCCCACCAAGAACUACAAUCACUGGUGACUGGAUCUGGAUUACGCCAUCAGGUGGCUACUUUGAUUGCUGUNGCCCCAUACUCAAAGGCAAAGGCAAGGCAGCGGAAUUGCGACACGAUCGAGAGUCGGAAGAGUCGCCAGAACAGUUGAUGUACCGUGCUCGUGGUCUGUUGAGCCAAUUUGCCGCUGAGAAGGAGAGACUCGUCAGCGCCAAUCCAAAUUCAACACAAUCGACCAUCACCAGAAAGUUGGGCCCUCUAAGAGAGCAGUUGAAAGAAGACAUACUUGAUCUUGCGGUGGCCAGUGGAGUGACCAAUGGCAAAUGGAUGCUGUUUCCGAAACCUGAAGAUGUCAACAGGGUGUGGAAAAUCGUCGCUGAAGCAGUGGUCGACGGCAGGUUAGGUGAUACCGCCAAAGUCGCUCCGGCAGAUCCACCUGAGCCUUUCGGUGUUGCUAAAAAGCAACAAGCAAGUCAUCUGAUCUGUGUGUACACCAAAGACUUUUCCGAUCUCAACGACGUUAGAAGAGUGCUUGAAGAGCUAAUUGAGCUCGGCCUUGCUCCACGUGCUGCCGACGGUGCAAUUUACUACAAAACCGACGCAUACACUUAUCUCAACAUCGAUUCCUCAAACGCUUACGGCCUCAAAGCAAGUCUUUACUCCAGUAAAGACAUCGUCGGUCUCUCGAAGACUACAGCAGGUUUUCCAUCGAAGAGAAAGCAGCAGACCUUGACCACCAUGCUUGGUGAUGGGAAGAAAAGAAAGACGUGA